Yamadazyma jaroonii is the source of this 1017-nucleotide messenger RNA. The record is from the annotation of a GenBank genome assembly. Lineage: Eukaryota; Fungi; Ascomycota; Pichiomycetes; Serinales; Debaryomycetaceae.
AUGAACGGAUCGGACUCAAUCUGGGAACCAUCUCACCACUCAGGUAAGCCAAAAAGUUUAAUCAUCGCUGCGAAAACCUCAUCUCAAAUGUUCUCUUUUGGAUUCAAUGAAGAUCUGUUAGAUAACGAUGAAGUGGUGAUAUCAUCAUCAACUUCCAACCUUACAAGUCAACAAACAGACAUAAAUCCUCCUAAAUUAAUAUCGUUGGAUGAAAUUUUAAGUUCAUUGAAAAAUGUCAAGUUAUCAUAUAAUUGCCAGAAUAAUGUAUAUAGAAGAGAAUUAUUUGAUAUAAAGCAUCAAGUGAUGACUGAAGAUAAUGAUGAAUUGAGUAAUAUUCUUAUAACUAAUGAAAGUGAUUUAAACAAGAAUUCAUAUGAAGGAGGAUUCAAAAGUUGGGAAUGUUCAUAUGAUUUGAUAGAUCAUUUAGAUGUCGAUUAUGAGUUCUUUAAUAAGAAUCAAAGUAUUUUGGAAAUCGGGUCAGGAACUUCAUUACCAAGUUGUCAUAUAUUCCGAGAAAAACUUUCACUCAAUAAUAAACAAAGCCUUAAUUUGGUAUUAUCAGAUUUCAAUUAUGAUGUAUUAAGAUUAGUUACCGUUCCUAAUUUGAUUAUAAAUUGGUACACUACCAAAUACGAUGAAGAAAUUAUAACAUUAUCUGAUGAGUUGGUGGGAGAAUUUUUGUCCUGCUUGCAAGAACAUAAUAUAAACUUAUCAUUCAUUAGUGGAUCUUGGGGUAAAGAAUUCUUAUCAUUGUCAUCAACAGACUUCAAUUUGAUUUUGACCUCAGAAACCAUUUAUUCUUUGGAUUCUAUGCCCAUUUUAGCUGAUAUGUUAAUAACUUUAUCAUCAAACGAUCAAACUAAAUGUAUAGUUGCAGCUAAAGAUUACUAUUUUGGUGUGGGAGGAUCAGUAAUUGAAUUCAUAAAUUACUUAAAGAACAAUUCAAAAUUGAACAUUCAAAGUCAUCCUGUUUCAAGUCAAUUGAAAAGAUCUAUAAUUGAAGUUUCUCUUUCAUAG